CUGCCCGGCAGUUGUGGGUCGGUGGUGCUCAGACGGAGCAGCCGCGGGAUGAUUUUGCGAGGGCGUUUUCUUCAUAUUUAAAAGUGACUCUGUUUUCGUUGUUUUAGUCAGCAGCUCUCUGUCACCCGCCGGCAGCAACGGCGGGGGAGCGCAGCGCAGCGGUACGGGAGGGAGGGGAGCGAGGCGCGGGGCGGCCCCAGGUGUCGGCGUGCACUGCCUCUUACAACAUGGCGGGCACGGACUCCUUCGCGGCGGUGUUGACCGCGCUGCGCGGCUGCUACGCGGAGGUCGCCCCGCUGGAGACCUUCAUCCGGCAGCUGCAGGACAGCAGCUCCGGGGAGGCCGAGGUGCUGCGGGGCGACGACAUAGGCUGCUACCGGACCUUCGUGGGGGCGUGCCUGGUGUGCGUCCCCCGGGGGGCCCGCGCUAUCCCCCGGCCCUUCACCUUCAAGCAGUUGUCUAGUCAGAAAGAAGUUACUGCAAGAGUUGUUCAGCGACUGUGUGAAAAAAGAAAGAAGAAUGUCCUCGCAUAUGGAUAUGCCUUACUGGAUGAAAACAGUUCUCAUCUCCCAGUCAUGCCAUGUUCACGUGUAUACAGCUACCUAUCCAAUACUGGAACGGAAACUACUUGUACCAGUGGCGUCUGGGAAACACUGCUGAGCAGGAUAGGGGACGAUGUGAUGAUGUAUUUAAUGGAACAUUGUGCAAUCUUUAUGCUGGUUCCCCCUAGUAAUUGUUACCAAGUUUGUGGGCAACCCGUUUAUGAACUUAUUCCACAUAAUGUAUGCUCACCCUCUGCAUUUGUUAGACAAAGGUUUUCAAAGCGUAAACGUAGUAGAUUGCUUGACUAUAUGCAAAAAAGGCUUGUGUUUCAUAGACAGUAUCUUUCAAAGUCACAUUGGUGGAAAAGCAGACAAAGACUUGGCACUAAUGUCUCCAGCAUGGGAAGUAGAAAAAAUAACAAGAUACGAAGCUCGAUGCCCAGUUACCGGUAUUCUACAAAAGCUGUUUCUAAAGCAAGCAGACAGAUUAGAACAGCUACUGAGCAUCUGGAAACACAGAGUAGCUCCAGUUUGUGUUUGUCAGCUACGGUACCAUCUUUAAAAAGGAAGCUUAAUAGGAAACAACGUGAAAUUCCAGCUAAGAGAGCAAGAGUAGAGGAAAAGGCUUGUAAUCUCACUCCUGCUGUAAACCAAAGUAGUUCUGAGAGAUGUGGAACUCAGUGUGUGGCAUCACAUUCUGCAAGUCUCAUUAAAAAAAGGCACAUUUCUCAAAGAAGUAACAAUGAUAUGUCUGGUCCUUCUUUAGUUCACGCAUCUCGUGACAGGAAGGUUGUUGUGGCACGUGAAAGAUCUUGUUCACGAGGAGUUCAGAGUAAUGAACUCUUAAAGUCCAGCACUGAAAUGCAAGCAGAAUCCCAUAGGAAAGGAGUAGAAAUGUGUAUGCAUGAAUCUCAGUCGGAUUCUGUGCAAACUAAACCUGUGGAGGGUAUUUCUUCAAAAUGCAAAAGGCAAAAAAGUCCUGUAGGUCAUUUGGCGAAGAAGUUACCAAAUAAGCUCUUGCGUUCUGCAGUGUACUUUAAUAAGAAGCUGCUGCUUUAUUCCUGCAGGAGUUUUCGGGAAUGUUUUCCUAAAUCAUUUUUACUGAAUCGCUUGCAGGGCUGUCAGGCAGGUGGAAGACGGCUUAUAGAAACUAUAUUCUUAAACCCAAGUCUGUUGCAGAAAAAACACAACCAAAACCUGCUACGUCGCAACUGGAGAAAGAAGAGGUUGCCCAAGCGCUAUUGGCAAAUGAGACAUACAUUUGAGAAGCUGCUAAAGAACCAUGGAAAGUGCCCUUACUUAGCUAUCUUGAAAAGCUAUUGCCCUGUUAAGAUAUCUGAAGCCAGUGUGAGAAAAACUGAGCUGCCUUGUGGGGUAACUUUGCCUGGAGAAGCAGAGGCUCACAAACAAGCGGAACAGUUUGUGAAAGAGCCUGCUAAUGGUGUGACAAGCAGCAGAUGUGAAUCUGGUCACACUAAUGUGCCAGACAAUUUAUGCACUCCUCUUGCAAAAUCUGUGCAUGAGAAGUCACAGAGUGAGGAGCAAAAUCCAGGAGGGGUGUGUGAGUCUGACCUCAGGAACCUUCUCAAGCGACACAGCAGCCACUGGCAGGUGUACAUGUUUGUGAGGGAGUGCCUGGAGCAAGUCAUCCCUGCUGAGCUUUGGGGUUCAAACCAUAACAAGUGCCAGUUCUUAAAAAACGUGAAAGUAUUCAUUUCCAUGGGGAAGUUUGCAAAGCUUUCACUGAAGGAGUUGAUGUGGAAGAUGCGAGUGAAUGACUGCAUGUGGCUUCGUCUAGUUAAAGGUGAUCACUUUGUUCCUGCUUAUGAACAUUGUUUCCGUGAAGAACUUCUGGCUAAAUUCCUGUACUGGCUGAUGGAUACCUAUGUUAUUGAGUUGCUCAGAUCAUUUUUCUAUGUCACUGAGACCACGUUCCAGAAGAACUUGCUUUUCUACUACCGAAAGUUUGUCUGGGGCAAGUUACAGAGCAUUGGAAUUAGAAACCAUUUUGCCAGAGUACGUCUACAUGCUUUAUCUUCAGAAGAUAUUGAAGCUAUCCGUCAAAAAAAAUAUGUGACAUCAAGGCUCCGGUUCAUUCCCAGACCAAAUGGGUUAAGACCCAUAGUAAAUGUGAGCAGCGUUGUUAAUGCACGAGCGUUCAGCAAGGAAAGCAGAGAAAAGAAGGUGCAGCAAUACAACACUGAACUGAAAAAUCUAUUUAGUGUGUUAAAUUAUGAACGGACUAAAAACAGCAGUUUUAUUGGCUCCUCAGUGUUUGGGAAAGAUGAUAUCUACAGGGCAUGGAAGAAUUUUGUUACAGAAGUGCUUGAAUCAUAUGAUAAAAUUCCUCAUUUCUACUUUGUAAAGGCUGAUGUGUCCAGGGCAUAUGAUACUAUUCCUCACGAUAAACUUGUAGAAGUGGUUUCACGGAUCUUAAAACCUCAGAAAAAAACUCCCUACUUCAUACGACGCUAUGCUGUGGUUAUGAUUACUCCAAGUGGAAAAGCCAGAAAGUCCUAUAGGAGAAGUGUUUCUACUUGGCAGGAUUUUAAGUCAGACAUGGAGAGCUUUGUGUCCUACCUUCAGGAGGCUACCUCAUUGCAAAAUGCAAUAGUAGUUGAACAGAGCUUAAGUUUAGAUGAGACAAGUUCCAGCCUAUUUACUUUUUUUCUUCAAAUGAUACAUAACAACAUCCUGGAGAUCGGGAACAGGUACUACAUACAGUGCUGUGGAAUUCCACAGGGCUCCAUUUUGUCAACCUUACUUUGCAGCUUAUGCUAUGGAGACAUGGAAAACAAAUUGCUUAGUGGGAUACAACAGGAUGGAGUUCUAAUACGUCUCAUUGAUGACUUUUUGCUGGUUACACCACAUUUAAUGAAGGCAAGACGUUUUCUAAGGACUCUAGCAACAGGUAUUCCUGAGUAUGGCUUUUUAAUAAACCCCAGUAAGACAGUCAUGAAUUUUCGUGUUGAUGAUAUCCCAGGAUGUUCCAAAUUUAAACAGGUGCCAGAUUGUCCUAUGAUCCCAUGGUGUGGUUUAUUAUUUGAUAUACAGACACUUGAGGUUUACUGCGAUUACUCCAGUUAUAGCUAUACUGCCAUCAGAUCAAGUCUUUCCUUCAAUUCAAGUAAAACAGCUGGGAAAAACAUGAAAUACAAAUUGACUGCCGUCCUCAAACUGAAAUGCCAUUCUUUAUUUCUUGAUUUACAGAUCAACAGCCUUAGAACAGUUAUCAUUAACAUCUACAAGAUAUUUUUACUUCAGGCUUACAGGUUUCAUGCCUGCGUUCUCCAACUUCCAUUCAACCAGCAAGUUAGAAACAAUCCUUAUUUCUUCCUAAGAAUCAUCUCUGAGACUGCAUCAUGCUGCUAUAGUAUCCUGAAAGCAAAGAACAAAGGGAUUGCUUUAGGUAAGAAAGGUGCAUCUGGUAUGUUCCCUUCUGAGGCGGCAGAAUGGCUCUGCUACGAUGCGUUCACUGUCAAGCUGGCAAACCACAAAGUUAUUUACACAUGCCUGCUUAAGCCUCUAAAAAUCUGUAAGAUGCAGCUAUUCAGGAAGAUCCCAAAGGAUACUAUGGCACUAUUGAAGGAAGUGACAGAACCGUCUUUUUAUCAAGAUUUCAAAACUAUCCUGGACUAACUGGUUGAAGUUUAUUCCAUUUUUUUUUUUUCCAGGUUUGAAAGUAAAUGUUAUGUCUCCAGAUGACUUUUCUCUCUAGUUUAUUUUGGUAGUGGACAGAAAGCAACUUCACUCAGAAGUUUUCCAUGUUUGUUUCUCAGAUACCACACAAGGACUUAAAAAGAGCAGACAAUUUU
Messenger RNA from Pezoporus flaviventris, 4357 nucleotides. RefSeq names its product telomerase reverse transcriptase (gene TERT). The coding region runs from base 228 to 4181 and encodes 1317 amino acids. Gene Ontology annotation, molecular function: telomerase RNA binding; telomeric repeat DNA binding. The record is from RefSeq and is a predicted model, not a curated record. Gene Ontology annotation, biological process: telomere maintenance via telomerase. NCBI's taxonomy places the organism in Eukaryota, Metazoa, Chordata, Aves, Psittaciformes, Psittacidae. The transcript is spliced from 16 exons. Gene Ontology annotation, cellular component: telomerase catalytic core complex.